Messenger RNA from Panicum hallii, 1192 nucleotides. Its product is annotated as lipid phosphate phosphatase 2-like. Lineage: Eukaryota; Viridiplantae; Streptophyta; Magnoliopsida; Poales; Poaceae. The record is from RefSeq and is a predicted model, not a curated record. The coding region runs from base 1 to 969 and encodes 322 amino acids. Gene Ontology annotation, molecular function: phosphatidate phosphatase activity. The transcript has 7 exons. Gene Ontology annotation, biological process: phospholipid metabolic process.
AUGCCGCCGCCGCUGCCGCCGGUGGCCGCCGCCCGUCCGGGAGCGCCGCGCCUCUACCUGAAGACCCACGGGACCAGGGUCGCGAGGCUGCACCUGCUCGACUGGGUCGUGCUGGCCGUCCUCGUCGCCCUCGACGGCGCGCUCAAUGCCAUCGAGCCCUUCCACCGGUUUGUCGGAGAAGACAUGGUGGCCGACCUCCGGUACCCGCUCAAGGACAACACCGUGCCCGUCUGGGCCGUGCCGGUGCUCGCCGUCUUUGCGCCGAUGGCCAUCGUCGCCGGGAUAUACGUGAGGAGGAGGAACGUGUACGACCUGCACCACGCCAUCCUCGGGCUUCUGUUCUCCGUGCUUAUAACCGCCAUCCUGACCGACGCCAUCAAGGACGGUGUCGGCCGGCCGCGCCCCAACUUCUUUUGGCGCUGCUUUCCUGACGGACUGCCGAGGUACGACAACGUCACCAGAGAGGUCAUCUGCCAUGGAGACCCGGGCGUGAUCAAAGAAGGGUACAAGAGCUUCCCAAGCGGCCACACUUCAUGGUCGUUCGCCGGGCUGGGCUUCCUGUCGUGGUACCUGGCCGGCAAGAUCAAGGCGUUCGACCGGGGAGGCCACGUCGCCAAGCUCUGCAUCGUCGCCAUGCCGCUGCUCCUCGCGGCCAUGGUGGCGGUGUCGCGGGUGGACGACUACUGGCACCACUGGCAGGACGUGUUCACCGCCGGAGUCCUCGGAUUGGUGGUCGCGUCCUUCUGCUACCUACAGUUCUUCCCACCACCCUCCGGUGAACAAGGAUUCUGGCCUCAUUCCUACUUCGAGCACAUGCUUACCCUCGAGGGCGAGAUCGAAGUCCAGUCGGCAGCCAGCUCGAGUCGGCACCUGUCACUGACGCUCGACUCUUCUCCAGGACGUGCUGGAACGGAGAUGAGAACGAGUAGCCAAGCAUUGGACACCAUGGAAUCAGGCCGUAGAUCCUAGUGACUGAAGAAUGCUACUUUUUUUUUCUUCAAGAAGACCGUAUGCUAAUUUUAGUUCUAAAAAUUAAUGUGCGCUAAUUUUACCCUAUCAGACCAAGGGGAUUCAGAUCCCUGAAGCCUGUACGGUUUACUGUGCCAUUCAGUGGAUCAUAGCCUCAUAGGCAUCCUGGCCGUCAGAAAAUUGAUGAGCUUUCUUUCUUUCUGGGUCAAGAAAUUUAACGAAU